This is a messenger RNA of Camponotus floridanus (Florida carpenter ant), 4607 nucleotides long. RefSeq lists its product as uncharacterized. The record is from RefSeq and is a predicted model, not a curated record. The transcript is spliced from 11 exons. Bases 842 to 3940 code for a protein of 1032 amino acids. NCBI's taxonomy places the organism in Eukaryota, Metazoa, Arthropoda, Insecta, Hymenoptera, Formicidae.
GCGUUGAUACGACGGUGACGUUACUUAUAACGUGCGUUCAGUGUUAUUCGCUCGCGAGUGUCAAGAGGAUCGAGUAAUUUUCAUCGUGACAAGUGAUCUCGAGUGUCCUUCGACGUCCGCCAUUUUGGGUAAACGGAUUUUCUACCGGCGCUUGCCGAGCGAUUUUCAUUCCGAUAAACCGGCGUCGUGUAUCUCGUGUCAUUUACUCUCGCGAGUCCACAAGUGCGUGUCUGUCACAAUGUUCGGGAGUGCCGUAUAAAGUAACGGGCGAUCGUUAUUGACGGAUUGCUUGUCAGUGUUGUGUGCGUGAUUGCGAACAAUGACGAUCAUCUUGGAUAGCACGAAGGGCAAGCCAGCAGCAUUCAAGAGAAGCGGAUGAUACAUCGACCGAGUUUUAAAUCUCUCGAGCUCAUCGGAGGACGCGCCUGAGGGCCGUUACUUGGAGCCCUGAUUUUCCGCUUCAUCGAGACAUCGCCAACGCAAUCCGACCGGCCGUAUGCUAAUCGAGUGCACAGCAAGAGUGCCACCCUCCGAAGGACGAUAUACCAGUUGGCCGAGGGCUAGAGUCCCCGGAUGAUCCCUUCGACGUAAAGUGGCAUCGCGCGUAGGAGCAAGGGCGGAUUUUAUGAUAAAAAUUUUUAUUCCAAACAUUCCAGAUUUUUAUAAAUCGGGUUUUCUACAGAAAUCCAGUUUCACCGUGAAAUGGAGCGCUCGAAUAGAACGCGCAAAUAACGCGAUCACAGUUGAUUCUGCGGGCAACAGUCGUGAGAAGGGGUCCUCUAUCCACUUGGGCAUUUUCGACGAGACGCCGACACUCCGUUAGCCGACACUCGUGUGCAUCAUGUUCGGGACGAAAUUGCGCACGUGGAUGGAGGCACACAUCGUGCGAUCGAAGAAGAAGAAAGAUCGGAAGAAGGGCGACAAGGGAUUUGACUCGAAUUGCAACUCCCCCAGGAGCCACAGCGCCAACAGAUCUCCCGCUUUGCACCAGGUACAUCCGAUAGAUUCACCGACGAAGAACGUGGACGGUAUCCGGUUACACGGGGGCGGCUACGGGGCAACCGUGACCAGCUCGUCCGGCACUUCCGGCGGUACCGCCGGAAGCGUGAGUCUCUCCUCGCCGGAGAGCGCGUACUCCACCGGCUACUCGACUGACGGCACCUCGCCCGGCACUAGUUUCCCGCCCGAAUAUUACAUCAACAUCAGGACUGGCACCCACUAUUUUCAGAGCAACGGUAACGGUGGUGCGAACACAAGUACCAUCACCAUCCCUCCUACCAAUAACAAUAACAACAGUAGCAAAGCCAGGACGAAGAGGCCGCCGAGCGACGCCGGGAAUCUAUCACCAGGCACGUCAGGAAAUGGAAGAGUCGAAGACAGGGAGCAGUCAUCCGCGAACACGAAUAUAACCAAGGACAACGCUCAGCCGGAAGUACGAACGAGUAUGCCACAUAAACAGAACACGGAAACGAAUCAUAAUCAGAAGCAGCAACAGCAGACGCAGCAACCGAGACAACAGGAACAUUCGCAUCGCAGAACGGAGUCGUAUUCGGCCGAUUCGAGAAACAACCUGCCCGUACCAUCGUCGAUACCGCCGCCCUUGGUCUCGCCACCGGUGCAAUCGCCCCGCGAACGUUCCCGCAUCCGGACGAACCCGUGGUUGUCGGCGAACUCGUCUGGUUCCAGCACGAAUGGCCUGAAGUCGCGACACGCCCAGGACGAGAGCAGCAGCAGCAGCUCCGGCUUGAAGCUCACGGAGUCAUCCGGUAGCGCCAGCGAUGUCAACCUGAACAACAGCAGAGAGUCUCAAGGCAAGAGGGAGCAUCGUCAGGAGAGCCUCAGCGCGGGUCGAAGCCCGAUCAAUCAAAAUUGGAGGAUUACAUCGGGCAUGGAUCUUCGACCCAAGAUUCCUCUAUCUUUACAACGACGAGCCAGCAGCAGCAGCUCCUCAGCAUCCUCGGUGACGCGUAGCGCGCGCUCAUCCGAAGACGACAUCACGCUGAACGAGAUGAUGGGCAAAUUCGACGAGAGCUACGUAUAUGAGAAGGAAACUGAUAUUCUGUCGGACAGCGAUCCGACCGAUUGCGAAGAUUACAUCGACUCACUGUCGGACAUCGAUACCGGCCAGGAUGGCGGCGACGAGAACGAUCCGUUCGAGAACGACGAGCUCGAUUACAUCGACAACGGCUCUUUCCUCGACUUGGACAAUCUAGAAUACGGUGGUGCCGGUCAUUUUCCCAAUACCGGCCACUGUACCUACUUCGCUUUCACGAGCGAAUUGAACAGGCGCGGCACCAGACUCCGCGAAUCCAUUCUUAAGCGCAGAAACAAAGAUGAGGUCGGCUCUCAGAGAAACGCAAAUACGAGAGCCAGCGCGAAGAGACAGAGCGCGCGGCACAAGAAGACGGACGACAAGCAGAGCGAGAAACGUAAGAAAAGGAUAUCGCAGCGUCGUAAGCCUGCUCUGGACCGAUGCGAUGACGAGACAGCGAAUCUGAAUCGCGUGCUAGUAGAGAGAAUGCUACUGAAGAACUCGGGAUUCAAUCAGGGCAGCAGAAGCGUGGGCGGUACACCGAUGUGUCUGCGACGCAGGAAGCAUGACGUCAACAAGAAUCUCUCGCCGAUGAGACUGAACGACAAUUCGUCGGUCGUCCGACCUUCCGUGAUGGAGAAUGAGAUCGUGAAGAGGCGAUCGAAUUCGGUGAGCUACGUAAAUGGCAAUAUAGUACGGCGUCACGUAGCUGGCAAUACAUACAUGACUACAUUCGCAUCGGAGAUCGCACUGAUCGAGGCGGAUAAAGAGGCCGAUCGCAAGUAUCGUGAACUCAUCUUAGAAGCAGAAAACAUUCUUGUGAGCAUGCAGAAGCACCAGAACCCGUCAUUGUGCAUCCCAUCGCCGUCGCGCAAAUUGCACAAUGGUCUUGCGAACAAGCGCGUCGAGCUUAUCAAGAAUACGGAGCUGAACAUUGAGUUGGCGCUAUCCAAGAGCCGCAAUUCUCAGCCAGAACUGCAAAGCGGUAGCAUUCGGGAUCUGGAGCACACUAGUCCAAAGCGACAAUUCACUCAACCGUGCUCACCGAUCCACCGAUUCAUGGAGAGAAACUCACCGGCUGGAACUUUCAUACCGAAAGAGCCUUCUUCACCCGCCUUCCGACAACAUGAUUUGUCCAAGUGUCCAGAUUCGCCGAUAAUGCUGCGUAGGACGACGCCUCAGAGUUCGCCCAGUAGAAGUCUGAUGCAUCACCAGAUACAUCGGGCGCGUAAUGGCAAUGAUUCAGAAUCCAGGGAGUUCAAUAGAUCGCCUCGGAUUGCUUUGAAGUACAACGGUGGACCAAGGCUGGAAGCGAUGGACACGAACUCCCAUGGGGAUAAAACGCACGCGAAUUCGAUGAGUUCCUCUCUCGUCGGAGAUAGAAAGGAGUUUUGCGCUACGAGAGAAUCGACGAAGGAGGAGGGCGUAAUAUCCAGCUCAUCGGAUUCCGAGGAGAAGUGUGAUGUGAGACGAAGGGCUCCAUUAAUGACAUUUAGGUCAAUCGAUAUGGGCCCCAUUAAGGAAAGUUCUUCCUAUUGUCCACAAAGCGAACCGGUGAAAAGAAAGGUGUACGCCGGAAGCGCAACAUAUGGCAGAAUACAAAAGACAUUGGGCGAGCAUAUUAUGCUGAGAAACUCUGACGGCGAUACAGCCACCGAUGAUACUGAUGAUUCGAGAAGAUCUCUGAAGGAGAAAAUGGCUCAAUUGCGACAAGAACGACUAGCGGCCGAAGCAAACGCAAACAACGUCCAAGAUUCACAAUUUUUCCAGCAUCAGCUAUCUCAGCUACGACGGCAGAUGCUGAUGCAGACGAUAGAGGGUUUAAAACGCAGUCUCGAGGAUCAAUCAGCCACCCUGAAGCAAACUUGUCUAGAACCGACGAGCCUGUUGACCGAUGAAUUGCCUUGAAACGGUCGGCUCGUUUCCGGUUAUGCUGUGCGAAUUAGGAAUUUAGGACAUUUGGCUCUACUCCUCGAGGAAAAGAAGGAAAGACACCGAACAGGAUCGAAGUUAUGAGUCCUGUCUUUGGCGAAUCCCCGAUUGGUCGAGCUGCCGCGCGCGCGAGAAGUAUUGAUCAAGCAGUAUUGCAGCAUUUUCUCCUCAUGCGCGCUGAAUACCGAAUUAUUAUAAUAGCGCGAUCUUCCUCGGGGUCGAUGAUACCGUGGUCGGCUAAGUGCGGGUGCGCACAUUAAAUCUCUAUUUUUCUGUCCGUCUACAUGAUGUGUAUGUAUGUGUAUGAGAGAGAGAGAGAGAGAGAGAGAGAAAGUCAAAAUUGAGAGAGUGUCAUGUAUCCUCGUUGGGCAUUGUUCCACUUUUUUCUUUGUUUCACGCAAUUAAUAAUAAUAAUUAAUGUUUCUCACGAACUUUCCUUUCAUCUUUUAAUUUGCAACUUCGCGCAGAUAGGCCGACUUUCGGUUGUUGCUUUAGAUUAGCUUUCGCUAGCUCGACUCUCAUCGUUCGAUCUAUCGUCGUAGUGUGCUCUCUCUAAAAUUUUCUAAAAUGAUGGGAAAUUCUCAUGAAUCGUCGAAAUUCAUCCUGAAACGCUAAUGUGGAAUUAUUAAUAAUUAAUAUAUUA